AUGCAAAUAUUAGCUCUUCCAAAAGAAACUUUGGAUAAACUAGACAGAGUUCAGAGAGAUUUUUGGUGGAAAAAAGAUGAUUCCAAGAAAAAAGGAGGAUAUAUAAAGGCGUGGAAUAAUAUGUAUAGACCUAAAUCGCAGGGAGGAUUAGGCAUCAAAAACCCACAUAAAUUCAAUAUAGCUCUGCUAACAAAGCUAUCCAGUAGAGUAAUAAUUGAAAAGGAACAACUAUGGGUAAAACUUCUAGAAGCCAAAUAUUUUGAUAAAGGAAACCCAAUGGAACCAACUAGAAACUAUGAGCUAUCUUGGAUUUGGAAAAGCAUUCAAAAGGGUCUGAACAUCAUAAAAGGAAACUACACUUGGCAGGUGAAAAAUGGUAAUCAGGUGAAGAUUUGGGAAGACCAUUGGAUACCUAAUGAAGACAUUGUGAAACAACCAACGGAUAUAGAAGAACCCUUACCACAAAAAGUAAAUGAGUUAUUAAAUACAAACGGAGAGUGGAAUUAUGAUCUAGUUACUAGCUUAUUCACUCCUGAAAUAAAGGAAAAGAUUCUGACUAUUCAGCCUAGAGAGGAAGAUUCAGAUUAA
This is a messenger RNA of Papaver somniferum (opium poppy), 588 nucleotides long. RefSeq lists its product as uncharacterized. NCBI's taxonomy places the organism in Eukaryota, Viridiplantae, Streptophyta, Magnoliopsida, Ranunculales, Papaveraceae. Bases 1 to 588 code for a protein of 195 amino acids. The transcript has a single exon. The record is from RefSeq and is a predicted model, not a curated record.